ACACCAAAUAAGUACACACGAGAUCCAAUCACACUGCUUACUCCUUUCCGACGUAUAAAAAAAAACUUCUUACCAGUAGCCUAGGUAUUGACGUUGGAAUUUGGCUUCCUUUCACAUGGAUCCAGGUAUGUCACAAUCUUCUUUCCGUUGUUUCCUUUGUAUUUCUAUGCGUGAUCGCUUAGUGUGGUGUUACCUGAUACUUGUUCCACAAGUUUGUUGCCUGAACAUUUAAUCGGUUGUUACCAGAGGAAACCAUGAUCGGAAGAUCUGAGAAUGAGUUGCCGGAUUUCUUUUCGAUGUUGCCUGAAUCACUUACUCAUCACAUAUUGUCAUUCCUUCCGUUCAAGCAUAUCGUCCGUACUUUAGUCUUGUCUAAGAUGUGGAGUCGCAUUUGGUUCAAUUACCCUAACAUCGAUUUGUUUUUAAAUGAGGAGAGUUACAAGCGUAGACGACAUCGACGCUCUUUCAUAGAUCACAUUAAAUCAGUCAUGGAUCAAUGCAUUCUUCGAAAAGCUUGCAUACAUAAGUUGCAGUUAAAAGUUUAUGCUGAUAACCUGGAGGAGUUGGCCCCCAUUAUGGAUCAGUGUUUGAGGGCUGCAAUUGAGAGGAAUGUUUCUGAGCUAGUGUUUGAGAUGAAUUUUGCUCCAACCACUUACUAUAAUAUUCCGAAGGAAGUAUUUGUCUCUAAUUCACUGAAGGUAUUAGAGCUUGAGGGGUGUAAGUUUGACGAUAGUUUUUCCUGCACUAAUCUUCCACAUCUACAGAAGCUCACAACCAUGCAGUGCCUGUUUGCCGGUGAGAACGUCUUAUCCAAGAUUUUAUGUGGCUGUCCUGAGUUGGAGUAUAUGCAAGCUUUAGUAUGUGAAGGCAUGAGAAGAUUUCUCUCGGUUUCUUGUAAACCUAGAUUGAAAUAUUUUCACAUUGGGUGUUUCGACGAGCUCGAGAUGAUUGAGAUCUUUGUACCCAGUCUUGAAACGUUAAAAUGUGAUAUUCCAUAUUCAUGUUCCAUUGACUUGGCUAGCUGCACUCUACUCAAACAUUUGGAACUAGACCAAGCUAUCCUCUCUUCUGAUUAUGUCCCUGUUCAGUAUCUUUUAUCUAACCUUCUCCAAAUUGAAGAAUUGCAUUUGUCUAACUGUAAAACAGCUGACAAAAUUCAAAUCUCAAGUCCAUGCCUCAAGAGACUUGUCAUGAUGGAGCGCGAAAGCUUUCCUGGUGCUGAACUUGACAUCCCAAAUUUACUUAGUUUAGACUUCUUUUCUAUGGGUGAAUGUAAUUUGAAUAACCGGUUCAGUUCUUGGAAUGUUCCCAAGGUAGAAGAAAUUCACAUGCUGUUUUCUGUUAAAAGCUUUCAGAGUUCUUGCAGGAGUGGACUGAAGGGGUUCCUUAGGCAGUUACAAAAUUAUGAAGAUGUAAAAUUGAUUCUACAGUGCAGAGGUAAACAGGAUCUAAUUAUGCAUGAGAAACUGCAAGCAGUUUCCUUUUCUUCUCUGAAUAAAUUCUUAAAAAAGGCACAGCCAAAAUUUGUGCUUAUAUCAUCUAGAAGAGAUGAUUCGUUCUUGGCUCGUUUGCUGGUUUCUAGAGAAGACAGUAUUAGUCUAUCCAUGAUAUGUUCAUCUCGCAGAAGCAUGGAGUUGCUGCACAAGAAAUUGAGCAAUGAAUCAUUUCUCAAGUGUUGGUAUAGCGAAUUUCAGCUAGUUUCUAUUGGGGAGAUAGAGCAUGAAAUGGACUCUGAUUGGAAAUCCUUCAUUAAGACCCAUUCAACGGGUUACCACACUGCUAGAAUAAAUCUCAUCAGGAGAGGUGCAUGGACAUGAUCUGUUUAAUUUAGCACGUGUUUGAAAGAGCGCUAGGUGGUGGCCCCUGACCGGGCUUAAUCUGGCCUUGAUGGGCCCAUAAGAAGAAGAAAAAAACUCUAGUGCAGGUUGGUGCUUAUAUUCACAUCAAUCAGAUGAUACUUGGUAUCUGUAACACUGCGCUUCUGCAAUGACAAUCCAUUCUAAAAGGUGUUGAGUCUUUACAUUCUUUAUAAUAGUUAGUUUUUGGUGGGGGGAGCACUGGAGCAGGCCUACCCGGGCCGGUCCUUGGCCGGGCCGCCGGUUCGGGCCAGUUCAAACAGUGACCGGGCCGGGCCGCCCGCCCCGAGUCCACCCCUAUUUUGGACCCCACUUUAAUUUUCAGUCGACAUCUUGCAUUUAAGCUAAACACAAUCCACUCCCGUCAGUAAAUCAAAUUUCGCACUAGUUCAUAUGUAUUCAUUCAAUCAAUUUAAUAUUGUGUAUCAUUAAAA
Messenger RNA from Cuscuta epithymum, 2290 nucleotides. Lineage: Eukaryota; Viridiplantae; Streptophyta; Magnoliopsida; Solanales; Convolvulaceae. The record is from the annotation of a GenBank genome assembly.